Molecule: messenger RNA, 1530 nt
Organism: Penicillium brevicompactum
Lineage: Eukaryota; Fungi; Ascomycota; Eurotiomycetes; Eurotiales; Aspergillaceae
Exons: 1
Coding region: 1-1530 (509 amino acids)
Molecular function (GO): protein binding
Source: RefSeq, a predicted model, not a curated record
AUGCCCAGGCAACCCAAGCUCCCGGCGGAGAUCCUCCAUAUGAUCUGCGCUGCAUCGGACUAUGCCACACUUCCACAGCUUUCCCUUGUAUCUCGAGCCCUGCAUACCAUCGUGGAGGAAUAUCUUUGGGCUGAGUUCAAAUGCGAGGGGACAUCUUCUCUCAUUCCGUUCAUACGAAGUAUCAGAGGCAGACCGGAGCUCUCACUAUUAGUCAAGCAUGUCAACAUUCGUCUUUCAGGCAACGCGCCCAGCUAUGAAAACCCGGCCAGAUGUCCUCCCAUAAAGGUCCCCGAAAGCGCAGUGCGCCUGCUGAUCACUGCAACCCCCGCAAUCGACUCUCAGUGGGCAAGCUUGAUUAGAGCUGGGGAUCCUGGUGCUUUCAUUGCCCUUGUCAUUUCACUACUUCCCAAUCUCAUCACAAUUCGCAUACACACACGGUCCAUGGACGAGCUUGACAUGCUAUGUCACCAUUUUCAUUUGACUUGCAGUUUUGAGCACCAGGCUGCUCAACUUGCGGCUCGCUCCCAGGAAAACUCCCCGCAAACUCUUUCACCACCAGUCUUAUCCCCGUGGCCCACCUGGGCUGCUGGGCCGGAUCCUUUCUCUGCAUAUCAGCAUCUUCGGGAAGUGCAUAUCAUAAGCAACGAUCGCAUUCCUGAAGUGCCUUUUAAGGGCAGUCCGACACACAAAGGGAAUUUUCUUGGAUUGUUUUAUCUACCAUCGUUGGAGCACAUCACUGCGCCGAUAGAUACUGGUCGUUGGGAAUUGGAUUGGGGACACCCAAACCCACCCAAGGCAGUGCACAUCAAGUCCCUCGAUCUGACCGUGGUUUCCGAAGAAUCUCUGCGUCCAAUUCUCGAUGCGACUCCCUCGUUAGAGAAACUUGUUUGGGAUUGGGGCCCUAAAUUCUAUGACAAUUUCGAUUCCGGGCAGAGGAAAAUUUUAUGGUUGAUCCAAGUGCGCGAGGGUCUUCUGAAGGUCAGCCACACCCUCAAACACCUCGAGAUCACCGCGUCAUCCCAACGCUGGGCUCCUAAAAAUGAGGAGCCUGAAAAGUUCGCAUGGAUCGCGCAUGAUGGUGACUAUUCUAUCUUCAAAGCAUUGAACAACCUCGAAACUCUCCAGGUGCCAUUUGUUUUUCUGCUGGGGUUUUUUGGCGAUCGGGGCCGGCGAUUAUCGCUUGACGGUCUUCUUCCAAGUGAGCUGGAGCACCUCACUAUCAAUGAUUGCCUGAUCAAUAUCUUUGAUCCUGCAUAUCGUGGUUGGCAUUACGAGGACUUCAUUGAGAUCCUCAGGUCCUAUCUUUCCAACUGGGCGUCAAUUACGCCAAGAAUACGCUCCUUGAGAUUGAGAUUCAACUUUCAAGAUACCUCAUGGGUGCCACAGUCAAUGCUUGAUCUUGCUACCGAUGCGGGAAUCGAUUUCCAGGUCGAGUACAGACGGGACAUUGUGAUGGAAAAGAAGACGAUUAGCUACAUGACAUCAAAGUAUGAGUAUCACGAGGGGCAAUCUCGCAAUUUUAACGUCUAA